Molecule: messenger RNA, 933 nt
Organism: Phaeoacremonium minimum UCRPA7
Lineage: Eukaryota; Fungi; Ascomycota; Sordariomycetes; Togniniales; Togniniaceae
Product: putative dna repair helicase protein
Exons: 3
Coding region: 1-933 (310 amino acids)
Biological process (GO): establishment of sister chromatid cohesion
Cellular component (GO): nucleus
Molecular function (GO): DNA binding; DNA helicase activity; hydrolase activity, acting on acid anhydrides, in phosphorus-containing anhydrides
Source: RefSeq, a predicted model, not a curated record
AUGGCAACAAACAUCUCGGGCGAGUUGUCCGAAACUUCUAAGGACGCGUUGAAGUUCCACCACCCAUACACGCCUUACGAUGUACAGCUUGAGUUCAUGAAAGCCACAUAUGAUGUCCUACAGGAAGGUAAUGGUCAAGUCGGCAUCCUGGAAAGUCCGACUGGCACAGGAAAAUCAUUGUCCCUGAUUUGCGCCGCUGUCACCUGGCUACGCAACCAGAAAAGGGGACAAUUUGAAGAAUCCCUGCAAGUAGACCGAGAUCAGUUCAAAAAUGAACCAGAUUGGAUGAUCGAUCAAAUGCUUCGAAGGAAACGCGAUGACCUCGUGCGUCGUUGGGAGGAGCGAGAGGGCCGACUUACAAAGAUCCGCAUGAAAGAGAAGUCGAUGGAACAACGGGCUGCGAUCAAACGAAGGCGCCUGGAAAACCCAAACAUGAAAGGUCUUGAUAAAGACGAAGAAGAUGAGUUUCUUCUUGACAACUGGAACAGUCAAGACGUCGACGAAAACGGCUCUCUUGCUACUUUCAGCAAGGAAACUCAGGCUCUACUGGAGAAGGUUGGACUCGGCGCACCGAAAUCCCAAGAUCCCGACGAUAGUGAGCCCGAUGACGAGAUCAAAUUUCGAGACACCGCUUUGGCGACACUCCCUGAUAUCGAAGAUAUGCACCAAGUCGGUAAAACUCUCCAGGUCUGUCCAUAUUAUGCAUCACGUACGGCAAUACCCGGUGCAGAGAUCAUCACCUUGCCGUAUCCGCUACUUCUACAAAAGUCUGCCCGAGACGCGCUAGGUAUCAAGCUCGAAGGAAACGUUGUUAUCAUUGAUGAGGCACACAACAUCAUGGAUGCUGUUGCCAAUGUGGCGAUCAUGGUAUUGUCGAUCCCAAUGCUCUACUGGAAACGAAAGGCAUUGAUCAAAUUGAUUUGUUCGAACUGA